Molecule: messenger RNA, 303 nt
Organism: Rotaria sp. Silwood2
Lineage: Eukaryota; Metazoa; Rotifera; Eurotatoria; Philodinida; Philodinidae
Source: the annotation of a GenBank genome assembly
AUGACACCUACCUUAAACAACAAAUUAUUCUGUCUUAUAGUUUUGUUCAUAAUAAUCAAUUCGAUUAAUGGUUAUCAUAUAAAUCCACGUAUCGAUACAGAAGAUCAAUCAACUAUUGAUGAUGACUUAAUCUUACAUGAUAAAAUUGAUCUACGAAGUGUUCUUUGGCCUAAAAUUUGUUUUAAAACAUUAUUAAAAAGAAAUGACAAUGAUUAUUCAUAUGGUCAAUAUCAACAACAUGAAUAUUACAAACAUAUUUUAAAACGAAAUCCACGAAAAUGCUAUCCAUUUAAUACGGUAUAA